This is a messenger RNA of Rhizoctonia solani, 498 nucleotides long. RefSeq names its product glycopeptide protein. NCBI's taxonomy places the organism in Eukaryota, Fungi, Basidiomycota, Agaricomycetes, Cantharellales, Ceratobasidiaceae. The record is from RefSeq and is a predicted model, not a curated record. The coding region runs from base 1 to 498 and encodes 165 amino acids. The transcript has 4 exons.
AUGUACAGCUUCUCCACCCUCUUCUCCACUCUCGCCGUCGCCCUCGUCGCUUCCGUCGGCGUCCAAGCGGAGCGUCACGUCGUCCACUUUGACAACCGAUGCGGAUACGGUACCCCGACCUUGAUCCAAGGCGGUCGCGUGCUGUCCACCGGCGGCGACUACGUCAGCAACGGCCCGCUCGUCGCCGCCAUCGCAUACCUCCAGACCGGAGCAUGCGGGUUCAACGGCGAGAACUGCUCGCUGCUCGAGACGACGCUGAAGAACCCGACGUGCGCCGGCUGCGGGUCUAGCACGGACGUGUCGCUGAUCCCGCCGCACAAGUUCUCGGUGACGACUGGGUUCGGGUACUACAAUGGGCAAGUCGGCGGGAUGCUGCCUGGCGGUGCGUUCUGCACUCCGACGGACUACCAGUCGCAGCGACAGUGCCAGGCCAACGACGUGAACCUGGCAUCACUUUCUGCGCCUGAGGGGUAUGAACCAGUCGGUGGAGCAGGAUAG